Messenger RNA from Lachancea nothofagi CBS 11611, 462 nucleotides. The record is from the annotation of a GenBank genome assembly. NCBI's taxonomy places the organism in Eukaryota, Fungi, Ascomycota, Saccharomycetes, Saccharomycetales, Saccharomycetaceae.
AUGUCCAAACUAGACGUUAGCUGCGGCCCAAACGCUGUCCUCAAGACUCAAUCAAGUGAUGUGCUGUACCGGAAUGCGUCCACGGGGCUGAAAGCCUCGCAAACUACCGAAUGUCUUGGAUUCAUACGCGAUAAGAUCCUUCCUGCCGCGAUGUCAGAUUUAGACUUUGAUUCCUGCUUCAUUCGGUACGUUACCAAGAACACGAAGACCGGUGACUACGCCACCGAAAUGAUAGCACAACUAGCUCAGAAAAAGACUGUCGUGGUUUACUCUUACGGGUCUCACAUCCAAAGAGCAGUGACUACUCUAGAGUUGGUCAAGUCUCGAGCGAAGCUUGAGAAUUUAGAACAGAAAAACACGCUCGACCGGUUUGUAAACGUUGUGCCAGGCAGAAACGAGCUUUUAGACCGAAAGAUCAACCUACCGAUCCUAAUAUCCAUCGUUUCUCAGAAGGACAAAUGA